Molecule: messenger RNA, 711 nt
Organism: Ficedula albicollis (Collared flycatcher)
Lineage: Eukaryota; Metazoa; Chordata; Aves; Passeriformes; Muscicapidae
Exons: 6
Source: RefSeq, a predicted model, not a curated record
GCAUCACCUGCAUCACCUGCAUCAUCUGUAUCUGCAUCAUCUGCAUCAUCUGCAUCACCUGCAUCACCUGCAUCAUCUGUAUCUGCAUCAUCUGCAUCAUCUGCAUCACCUGCAUCACCUGCAUCAUCUGUAUCUGCAUCAUCUGCAUCAUCUGCAUCACCUGCAUCACCUGCAUCAUCUGUAUCUGCAUCAUCUGCAUCAUCUGCAUCACCUGCAUCACCUGCAUCAUCUGUAUCUGCAUCAUCUGCAUCAUCUGCAUCACCUGCAUCACCUGCAUCAUCUGUAUCUGCAUCAUCUGCAUCAUCUGCAUCACCUGCAUCACCUGCAUCAUCUAUGUCCCAGCAGAUCCUGUUGGGGCAGUUAAAGGUGAAAACAUCGGAGUUUGCGGGCUCUGCCUGCCUCCUCUGCUGCCGGAGCGAGCCGGGGGCUCUCUGCAAGCUCUCAGAGAAAGCCUGUAAACUCCUUAAACUACCGGAGGGGAGAUUUAGCUCAGGAACAUUAAUAGAGGAAUGCAUUGUUCUUAAGGUACAGCUCUGUAUCAGCGAGCUGGGGAUGCUGAGAGCUCAGCACAGCCCAGCUCAGCUCCUGCUGCACCAGAUCCACACAUCAGUGCACGGACACUCCCCCGCGCCCGGGGGCUCGCUUACCGCGUUCCCCCCCACCCGCGAUCCCGGGCCCCGCGGAUCUCCCCCUGACCUUUCUGCUGCGUAG